AGGAAACCAGCUGCAGAACUUCCUGAAGGCGGAGAGGGGGCCGCGGGAGCGCGCAGUGCCGGGCUGCUGCCUGCGGCGCUGGGGAGGGGGCGGCAGCGGGACCCUGCCCGCCGCGGCUCGGCCACCAUGACCAGCGCGAUCCUCAGGAGGAACUCCAGCAAGCAGGGCCUGCAGAACCUCAUCAGGCUAACAGCACAGUGGAGYGUGGAAGAUGAGGAGGAGGCGGCGAGAGAGCGGCGGCGGCGGGAGCGGGAGAAGCAGCUGAGAUCCCAGGCGGAAGAGGGCUUGAACRGCUCCGUGUCCUGCUCGGAGAGCGCGGCUCUGGCACAGGAAAACCACUAUGACUUUAAGCCGUCUGGGCCUUCGGAGCUGGAGGAAGAUGAGGGGUUCAGUGACUGGUCCCAGAAGCUGGAGCAGCGCAAGCAGAGGUCUCCAAGACAGUCGUACGAAGAAGAGGACAGUGGUGUGAGGGAAGCUGAAGGCAAACUGGAGCAGAUCCAGCUGGGGCAGGAGAGCCCAGAGAAGAUCCAGGAGGAGAAUAUGGUUAUCAGAGAGGAAGAGAGGGUGUGCCACGAGGAAGAAGAGCCCCAAGAGCAGGAGGAGAGGGAGCAAGCUGAGCAAGAGGAAAAGAAGAGAAGGAGAAAUGAUGGAGAGAAGGAAGAAGAAGCACCAGAGAAACGCCAGAGGGCCCCAAGCCUUGCCAGCCUGGAAGAGGAGGAGCUGGGCUCUGACCAYGCUGCAGUGUGCUCCACAAAGAUCACGGACAGAACUGAGUCRCUGAACCGCUCGAUACAGAAAAGUAACAGCAUAAAGAAGAGUCAGCCUCCCCUGCCCGUGUCCAAGAUUGAUGACAGGCUGGAGCAGUACACACAGGCCAUUGAGACCUCCACAAAGGCUCCAAAAUCUGGCCGGCAGCCCUCUCUUGACCUUCCCAGCAUGAGCAUGAUGGUAGCCAGCACAAAAAGCCUCUGGGAGACCGGGGAGGUCACAGCUCAAUCUGCUGUGAAGCCCUCAGCCUGCAAGGAUAUCGUGGCUGGAGACAUUGUGGGCAAAAGAAGCCUUUGGGAACAGAAGGGCACUCCCAAACCCGAGAGCAGUAUCAAGUCCGUUCCUUCUGGCAAAAAGUAYAAGUUCGUUGCAACAGGCCAUGGCCAGUACAAGAAGGUGUUGAUAGAUGAUGCUGCAGAGCAAUAGUGUAUCUGGAGAACUCAUUAACCAGCUGAGCUUGGUCCUGGCUCAAUGCAACCCUCCACGCCACUAUUUCCUCUGCUCCACAGAAGAUAAUUGAAGGAUGUUUCUCUUCUCCUGACUGCUGUCAGUUGCUUUGGGUACAGCCUGACCCCUCUUGGGGUAUGUGCAAUGCCCCACACUGCCUCUUGAUGGAUGAAAGGAACUAGAUCAGCUGGCAAAACUCAUCCCUGUUUAAACUUUCUAUGUGACUCUUCGACUUUUUUUUUUU
Messenger RNA from Malurus melanocephalus (red-backed fairy wren), 1459 nucleotides. RefSeq names its product lymphocyte specific protein 1 (gene LSP1). Gene Ontology annotation, biological process: signal transduction. The record is from RefSeq and is a predicted model, not a curated record. Bases 127 to 1194 code for a protein of 355 amino acids. The transcript is spliced from 11 exons. NCBI's taxonomy places the organism in Eukaryota, Metazoa, Chordata, Aves, Passeriformes, Maluridae. Gene Ontology annotation, molecular function: actin binding.